Physella acuta is the source of this 3024-nucleotide messenger RNA. Its product is annotated as BUB3-interacting and GLEBS motif-containing protein ZNF207. The record is from RefSeq and is a predicted model, not a curated record. Lineage: Eukaryota; Metazoa; Mollusca; Gastropoda; Physidae. Gene Ontology annotation, biological process: attachment of spindle microtubules to kinetochore; mitotic spindle assembly; mitotic spindle assembly checkpoint signaling. Gene Ontology annotation, cellular component: kinetochore; spindle matrix; nucleus. Gene Ontology annotation, molecular function: microtubule binding.
CCACCUCAUUUCUUUUUCUAAGACGCCAUAUUUGUUCGUUUUACUUUCUUGUUGAUCAGUCUCUUUACCAGCAUAAAAAUGGGAAGGAAAAAGAAGAAGCAGAUGAAACCGUGGUGUUGGUAUUGCAACAGAGAGUUUGAUGAUGAGAAAAUAUUGAUCCAACAUCAGAAGGCAAAGCAUUUUAAAUGUCACAUUUGUUACAAAAAAUUGUACACAGGUCCAGGAUUGGCUAUCCAUUGUAUGCAGGUACACAAAGAAAAAAUAGACAAAGUUCCUAAUAGCCUACCAGGAAGAAAUAAUACAGAAAUUGAAAUAUAUGGCAUGGAAGGAAUUCCUGAAGAAGAUGUUAAAGCACAUGAAAAAAACAAAAGCAAGAAAAUUGCAGAAGCUACUAGUGAACUUGAUUCUGGUGAUGAUAAUAGUAAUCCACCCACCUCAGUUGGGGCUACACCAAUGAUGAAUGGAAUGAAUAAUAUGGGUCAACCUAUGCCUUAUCCACCAGGCAUGGGAGGAAUGCCAAACCCAAUGAUGGGUGGAAUGGGAGGUCCUAUGGGGAACCCUAUGAUGAAUCCCAUGGGGCCAAUGGGUGGUCCUAUGAUGGGGAACCCAAUGGGAAUGGGUCCUAUGGGCCCAAUGGGAAUGGGUGGGCCAAUGAAUAUGCGACCUGGCAUGAACAACAUGGGACCUGGCCCCAUGAAUAACAUGAAUCAGAUGAAUGGCAUGAACAUGCAAAGACCUCCAAUGACUGCACCAAAUAGGCCUCUUUUCCCUGCUGCUGCUCAGUCAUCAGCAUCUGGAUCAGGCUCUUCAAUGGGUACUGGUAGACCAACAUUCCCUGCAGCUGCCUCUGUUGUAUCCAGCUCAAAUAGCUCAGCAACAAUUACCGGUGCACCCACAAUUAAGAAGCCGGAAUCAACAUCAGGUUUGACCUCUAAAUUAGUCCACCCUGAUGAGGAUAUAUCACUGGAAGAAUUGCGGGCUAAUAUGCCAAAAUAUCAAAAGUCAUCUCCAAUGCUAGAUCAGUGUGUUAAUAAUGGCCCAAUGCAGCCUAAUGUCCCUAUGAACAUGGGGAACAUGGGCAUGAAUGGUAUGGGCAUGGGAGGACCCAAUAUGAUGCCAGGUAUGAUGGGAGGUCCAAGACCAAACAUGAUGCAAGGUGGGCCUAUGAUGGGAAAUAUGAUGAGAGGUCCAGGAAAUAUGAAUAUGGGUGGAAUGGGGAUGAAUGGACCUCGAGGACCGAUGGGGGGGAAUAUGAAUAUGAUGGGUAUGAGACCUAAUAUGGGGGGUUUUGGCGGACAGGGAAGUAGACAAUUUAAUUAAAGUAUUUGUUACAGAUAAUUGAAACAAUAUGAGCUAAAUUUACUUCUGCAAGAUUUAACUAAGCACUGAAUCUACAUGGCAGUGGUCAGGACAGUGUGAGAAACUUGUGUAAAAUUAGUUAUUUAGUAUUACAAGGUUAGUCUCUAAAAACUUGUAUCAUUGUUAUUUUAACUGAUGCUGGCAGCUCUUGACUUCUAAAAAAAAAGUAUGUAUAUUAUGAUUUGUAAACUAGCUAUAAAUGUACAGUAAAAACCAUUUUGGCUAUUUGUUGGAAAGUUGAUGGAUUAAAAACUUAAUUGCUAGAGGUUUGUAAUGAAGAAUUAACUAAGUUUCACUGUAUACAAUGCCAUGAGUCAUUAUGAAACAUUUGUAAAUAUGAUGCAGUUUUUUAACUUGAAAUUGUUUUGUUGAUAGAUAAUUUAAAUUUGUAAUGUAAAUAUAUCAAAGAAUUACACUAUUUCUUCAUCGUCAAGUAAGUGGAAUCUUAUCUUAGCAUGGGUCAUCUUGUUUUCCUAAUGAGGAUUCCAUUUUCCAUACUGUCUUUUUCUUUUAAUCAAUAGCUAGUGAUUUUUUCACUGAGUUCACCUGAUGAUUCAAUAAUUUGGUAAUUCCAUUCUUUUACUUCUCAUCUCUGGAUGAAAUAAAGUACUAAUAAAAUGGAAUAUGACACUAUUUCUAAUGUCUUAAAAGAAACAAGUGCUUUAAGGCUAUAUAAGGUUAGUAAUGAGCUUCAUCUGGAUUCACGAGUCCCUAUUUCUGUCAGUUUACAGGCAAGUUGUCACAGCACCUUGUGCUGUUGGGUCCUGAGGCCCCCAACCAUCACUGUAAACCAGUUAAGUCAAUAGAUUAAGCAACAGCCUGCCAAACUAGCAGUUUCAUGUACUAUAAAGUUUGAGUCUCCAUCACAGUAGUUGAUUUGUUGGUCACUUGGCAUGCCAGAUAUUUAUUCUUGGUUCUCAGUGAUCUGGUUGGUGACUUUAUUAUCACUGUUUUUUGUACAGAUUAGAUUUACAAGACCUUGAGUAGCAACACUAAACACAAGGCAAGUGUGUCACAGUGGGUAGUCCUACUGUUGGGCAGCUCUAGGCCCCCACACUAGGUGGUGAUACAAAUGUAGAGGUGCAUUUUUGUAAAGGAACAUGGAAGCUAGCUUAAUUUCUUUGUGUCACAGCAAUUUAAGUAUGCUGUUGGGCUUUCUACAGCCCCCACACAGUUGGCGACACUUAUUGUUUAGCCAUAUUUUUGCAAAAUGCAUUACUAAUCUUAGUAACUAUUGAAGAUUUUUCCUAUAUUGAAACAGAAUGCCUAUUGUGUAAGUCCCUGAAAGGGGUAGAGAAUGAGACAUGACAGGGUCUUCAUUGGUGAGUACCACUUGCGGUAGGUGGUCUCAACGUUUAGUGUUUGCACAUGCUUAGAUCGUUAGUGAUUAAACCACAUUGUCUUGUUUUAGAAAAGUUAACAUUUGUUAAAGGUAAGGAUGCUGCUGCUUUUUUUUUUGGUCAUUGUGUUCUGUCACUGGUUUCAGUGUCCUUGGUGGAAAUUUUUCUCUUUUAAAAUAUCAUACAUUUCCUGAUGUCAUCUUUUGAAGAUUCUAGGUAUUAUUUUAAAAUGAUUUUCCAUAGAUGUUUUCAGGGUUGAUAUUAGUGUAAAGAAUGCAUCAUUCUUAUUUAUAUACAUAAUUGAAUAAAAUUUUAUGUCAUGAAA